Ceratosolen solmsi marchali is the source of this 1248-nucleotide messenger RNA. It is a transcript of the gene THG, whose product is annotated as tRNA-histidine guanylyltransferase. Gene Ontology annotation, biological process: tRNA modification. Lineage: Eukaryota; Metazoa; Arthropoda; Insecta; Hymenoptera; Agaonidae. The annotation marks the transcript as partial. The transcript is spliced from 3 exons. Gene Ontology annotation, molecular function: magnesium ion binding; tRNA guanylyltransferase activity. The record is from RefSeq and is a predicted model, not a curated record.
UUUUUCGAUAUAUAAAUCCGUUUGCCGUAGCAGUGUAUUGUCAACAGGUUCCCUGCGAUAAUUCCUUAUGAGUUUACCCUAAAUUUGCUCCAUAGAAUACAACGUGUGCGUGCGAAUGCACAUGUACGCUGUGCGCCCGCCGGGUUCCAAUUUAUGUCCAAAGUGCGUAUAGCAGCCGCUGCAACACCGCACGAGAGAUGCACGAUAAAAUAACUACUUGCGAACGCGAUUAAUCUUUGUUGAAUGCGAUAUUACCUGCUUCAAUUUCGUUUAUACGAUAGUUUAUCAGAGGCAAGGAAUCGUUAUGGUCAAGUGAUAUUGCAUCGGCUGUUUAGCGCGAGUUUGAAAAUGGCCAAAAGUAAAUUUGAUUACGUUAAGGACUUCGAACAUGAGGACAAUUGUUUGCCUAACUGUUGGAUUGUGGUUAGGGUUGAUGGCAGAAAUUUUUCGAAAUUUGCAGAAUCCCACCAAUUUAUCAAACCUAAUGAUCUCGCGGCACUUGAACUUAUGAACCGCGCUGCGAUAUCCGUUAUGGAGGAUUUUCGAGAGAUCGUGAUCGCUUUUGGUCAAAGUGAUGAAUACUCCUUCGUUUUUCGUAAGGAUACUCAUCAAUUUAAACGUAGAGCGUCCAAGCUCUUGUCUAAUGUCAAUUCACUAUUUUCUUCCUCUUAUGUUUACCACUGGCCUCGUUUCUUUAAAAAUAGAGAACUUCAUUAUCCACCUUCCUUUGACGCAAGGGUUGUUUUAUAUCCUACUGAUAAAAAUUUGAGAGACUAUUUAGCUUGGAGACAAGCUGAUGUACACAUUAAUAAUCUAUACAAUACGUGCUUUUGGAGUCUAGUAUUAAAAAAGCAUUUAACACCACAACAGGCUGAAGAAAGAUUAAGUGGCACUUUAGCUUCGCACAAAAAUGAAUUACUUUUUCAAGAAUUUGGUAUUAAUUACAAUAACGAGCCUGCCAUAUACAGAAAAGGAACAACACUAGUGCGUAAACUAGUACCUAGUGGAAUAGGUCGUUUGAAACCUAUUGUUGUACCAUUAGUCGAUGACAUUAUUGGAGAUCGUUUUUGGAAGGAAAAUCCUGAAGUUAUUGGUUUGAAAAGUUUAGGAACAUACCAGUUACCUUUGAACAACAUUCCUCUACCUAUGGCAAUUCCAAACUCCAUUCAUCAGCCUAUGCCAAUUAAAUCAUUGCAUCCAGGAAAUACUAUUCAAACGUCUUCUAUUGGUAAUUGCUCACCAAUGAAA